AUGUCUCCAGGCGAGCUUGAUGAGCUUCGCCGCCAACUCAAGGAACUCGUAGAGAAGGGUUGGAUCCGACCGAGUGUCUCUCCUUAUGGGUCUCCAGUUCUAUUUGUUCCUAAGAAGAAGGAGGGUACUCUUAGGAUGUGCAUUGACUAUAGGGGCCUCAAUGCCAUCACUGUAAAGAAUAGAGAGCCCCUACCGCGCAUCGAUGAUCUGUUAGAUAGAGUGCACGGGUGUCGGUACUUCAGUAAGAUAGAUCUGAAGUCCGGGUACCAUCAGAUUGCAAUCCCGCCCGAGGAUCAGCACAAAACCGCUUUCCAGACCAGGUACGGUUUGUACGAGUUUGUGGUGAUGCCUUUUGGCCUUUGCAAUGCUCCUAGCACCUUUCAGCACGCUAUGAAUCGGAUAUUCCAUGACUACUUAGAUAAGUUUGUCAUCGUGUACCUCGAUGACAUACUUAUUUUUAGUAAGACUGUCGAGGAGCACGUUGCACAUUUGGCCAAAGUCCUCAGCCUCCUGCGACAGCACAAGUUCAAGAUCAACGGUCAGAAGUGCGAGUUUGGCCGCACCCGUGUCUUGUACUUGGGUCAUGAGAUCUCCGCGGAAGGGUUGAAGCCCGAUGACGCGAAUGUGGCCAACAUUCGUGAUUUGCCACGUCCUCAGUCUGUGACUAAGAUGAGAUCUUUCUUGGGAAUGACAGGCUACUAUAGGACUUUCGUUAAAAACUAUAGCAUAGUGGCCGCUCCUUUGACUGAUCUCACGCGCCUUGACACCCCAUGGGAGUGGACAGACGAGUGCGAGGCUGCUUUCAGACAUCUGAAGCAUGCGUUGACGCACUACAAGGUCUUGAAACUUCCUGAUCAUGAUAAGCCGUUUAUAGUCACCACGGAUGCCAGCCAAUAUGGCAUUGGCGUCGUGCUCGCGCAGCAGGAGGGGCCAAAGUUGAGGCCUGUAGAGUACAUGUCCAAGAAAAUGUCGUCUCAGACGUUGGCUAAGUCCACCUAUGAGAAGGAACUCUAUGCAGUUUACAAGGCUCUGACCCAUUGGAGACACGAUCUCCUUGGGAGAUUCUUCAUCCUCGGGACUGAUCAUCAGACCCUGAGAUGGAUGAGAACCCAGCCUGUACUUUCUGACGCUCUCAAGCGUGCGCUGAUUACUAAGUUCGAUCUGACGGACCAUGUUACUCAGUCCUUGGUGGAAGCCUAUCACGAGGACCAGUUCAUGUCUGAGAUCAUACGCAGACUUCAGGCAAAGGACAAGAAGACCUCUGUCGAGUUUGAGUUGGUCAAUCGCUUGCUGUUCCUUGAGAAGGCAGGGAAUAAACGAUUGUGUGUUCCCAAUAGCGAGUCUUUGCGUAGUUUGUUUUUAGGUGAGUGUCAUGAUGCCACCGACCAUUUCGGGUAUAAGAAGACCGCAACCAACUUGUUGCACCGGUUCUGGUGGCCCACGAUGAUGGGAGAUGCCCAGCUGUACGUGGAGACUUGUCAAGUUUGUCAACGGGACAAGCCACGUACUCAGGCUCCUCUUGGGCUUCUGAAGCCCCUUCCGAUUCCGGAACGGCCUGGUGAGAGUCUGUCCAUGGAUUUCAUCGAUACUCAGAUCACCAGCAGGAGUGGGAUGCGUCACAUCUUCGUCAUCGUGGAUAGAUUUAGGGAAGAACAGGAGAUUUCUUUAGCUCAGCUUGUGAAUUACCUUGCCCACCUGGAAAUGAAAAUCGAUCAGUACAGUGAACGGAUGCAGUCACAAAUCGAUGAUGUGGCCGAAGGACUCCGGAUAAUCACGAAUCUGGUCAAGGGGAAGGAAAAGGUCAAGGAAGAGAAGACCGAAAAGCCGAAGAAACUAAUGGGAGAUGCCAUGAACUCUCUUAUUGUAGAAACUCUGAAACCAGAAGAGAAGAAACCGGUAGAGAAGAAAGGAGAACCUUCGAGUCCGCCGAAGUCUCCAAAUGGAACAAAGGACCACACCACACAACCAGAGAAACCCAAGAGAAAAGAGAAGCAGCUCACCACAAUUGGUCAGAAACAUUGGACCUCUGUGAAAUCGCUGUCUCAGGAAGUUGAUCGGUUGCUGCAGGUUCCGGGAUUGAACCUACAAGACAACCAAGUCUUAUACAUCUAUUCCCGAGCUCUGCCCGAGCCCAUCCGUGGACAACUUGUGGCAGAGUCCAAGUCUGGUAAGUAUAGUUAUAGGCAGUUUCGGGAUCUGGCUCUCCAACGAGAGCAAAUGACUUCUCAGGUUAAGAACUCUUAUGAGUCUGUUGCGAAAUAUGGUGGUGGUGAAGGUACAGGUAAGCGGAUACUCUGGCGCCAAAAGCGCCAGGACCACACCCUUGUCGUCUUUGAUGACGAUACCGUGGAGAAGUGGUCAUUGGAGGUCGAGGGUGUGGUGAGCAGCAGUGAUUCCGGGAAGGGGGAAGUCACUGUUGUCGUGGUCAACAGGGCAGGACCACGACCGCCAGUCAAGAAGAAGAGGCCACGCUCGUUCCCGGAGCACCCCGGGAUUGCGGUCGAGAAGCCUUGGGAAAAGACGGGUCUGUCACAGGAAACGUGGCAGGAAAGAAUGGAUAACGCACAAUGUUUGAAGUGUGGGACCGCAGGGCAUGAAGGUGAGUUACGUCUCUGUAUUGAUUAUAGAGGGUUGAAUGUCGUCACUGUUAAGAAUGUCGUCACUGUUAAGAAUGUCGAACCUCUUCCACGAAUUGACGACUUACUUGACCAGUUACAGGGAUGCAGAUACUUUAGCAAGAUCGACUUGAAAUCUGGGAACCACCAGAUCGAGGUGGAACCUUCCGAUCAGCAUAAGACCGCUUUCCGGACCAGGUAUGGCCACUAUGAGUUCGUGGUAAUGCCCUUCGGAUUAACGAAUGCCCCUGCUACUUUUCAAAGGUCAAUAAAUGACUUGUUUCGUCAAUGGUUGGAUAAGUUUGUUACUGUCUAUCUCGAUGAUAUUCUAGUGUACAAAAGGUCUGCAGUUGAAGAGUGGUGCAGGCGUGGUAAGGAUGCUUGGGGCGGCAAAAGACGAGGACGGGAUGUUGGGGAGGGUCGUGGUGGGGAGAAUGAACGGGUUCUUCUUCGUCCAAGAACAGAGAGAGGUUGGGAAGUAGGUCGAAGUCGGCAUCUAGGACGGCGAAGUAGGCUUUCUGCAGGGGCAGAACUUGAUGACGGAGUCUGUGUGGACGAAGUGGUUUGUGGAUUAGGAAGAGGGGUAACGGAUGGAGACAAAACCGGGGGAGGUAGGAGUGGUGGUAAUGCAGGCAUGGCCACGGAUGCCAUGGAGGAACGCACCGGGACCAAGGGCGACAAAGCAGCUGCGGUGGUCAUGGAUGCCAUGAAGGAACACACCGAGACCAAGGGCCGCACAACAGCUGCGGUGGCCACGGAUGCCAUGGAGGAACACACCGAGACCAAGUGCGACACAACAGUUGCGGGUCGAGUUGCUCCCGUGGAAUCAGAAGCAACCAAGGCCGAUGAGGAAGAGGCUGCGAACGGGAAAGGGGCAGCCAGGGUCACAAACGGCAUGGAAGGGGUUACUAGGACUGAUGAGGACGCAGGUGCGGUAGACGCAGGUAAUGAAGAAGAGGCUAUGAUAGGUGUGACAGGCGCCGAUAAUGAAGAAGGGGUUGUGACCGGCGUAGUCCGAGGACAGUGUGUGGAUACCCGAGAAAACGGGUGAUGAAUAGACCAUCGAAGCAUACUGCAGA
Chara braunii is the source of this 3694-nucleotide messenger RNA. NCBI's taxonomy places the organism in Eukaryota, Viridiplantae, Streptophyta, Charophyceae, Charales, Characeae. The record is from the annotation of a GenBank genome assembly.